This is a messenger RNA of Erigeron canadensis, 450 nucleotides long. RefSeq lists its product as uncharacterized. Lineage: Eukaryota; Viridiplantae; Streptophyta; Magnoliopsida; Asterales; Asteraceae. The record is from RefSeq and is a predicted model, not a curated record. Bases 1 to 450 code for a protein of 149 amino acids. The transcript is spliced from 2 exons.
AUGGGAAUGAAAUCUAUCAUAUUCUUGUUGAUCACCCUUUUGGUUGGUGUGUUGUUUGUGGCACCACAAGCCAAUGCUCAGUCGUCUCUUAUAAGAAUCACUGGAACUGUAUUUUGCUCUCUCACUGGUGCUCCUCUUCUUAAUACGACAACUCCAACUCCUGCUUUUGCAAGUGCUGUAGUCCAAUUAACGAUGCUCGGGAUUCCAAUAGGAGCGCCAGUAACAACAGAUUCGCUAGGACAGUUCAGUAUAGGCUUAGUUCCAUCUGUGGUUACCUCUAUAACCAACCUGGCAUCAGGGGCCACCGUUGUUGUUCUUACACCCCUUACGGCUUGCGAUUCAACCCUCCCACCCAACUCCUUCCUACAAUCCGUCUCCCCAUUACGUUUGCUGAGCACCACUCCUAUCAUUCAUUUGGCUGUCGGAGUAUUCCGCCUUGUUCGAGUUUGA